AUGCCAGAUUUGGCUCGAGUGGUGCAGUCGGCGCGGGGUUUCAAAGGGUGCGGGUGCGCCGCGGGUGCUGGGGGUGUUGGAGAGAAGAGCGAUCCGUUUCGUUUCCAGGGAGAGGGCGUCUUCUUCAAGGCCAAGAUCAUCGGCAUCGAUGAUGUGGCGCAGGCGAGAGGAGACCAGAUGUGCCAGGAGUCGAUGCAGAACCUUAAGGCUAUGCAUCAAGGCGAGGCGGUGAGGGCACAAGAAGAACCUCGGAUCGGACCUCAGGAUCGCUACGACGAGAAGACAAAUGUGGCCACGUAUAGUCACAAGGUGCACAAGAUCUCGUUUAUAGCGAGGGACGCGUCAGACCCGCGUGCUUUCGGCUACAUUGUCGGCAUCGGCGAUGGCCAGCACAAGUUCUUUGCCAUUAAGACAGACAAGGCGGCGGAGUCACUCGUCGUGAGCAUAAGGGACCUCUUCCAGACCGUCUUCGACAUGAAGAAGAAGGAGGUGGAGAUGGCGAAGCAGCGGAAGAGCGCGAAGGAGGCGCCACCUGGCGGCUCAGCAGACGCCGGCGACGACGACGCGACUCAGGCUGACGCGACGAAGAACAAGGCUGAGGGGGAGGAUGGAGGAGGAGGAGGAGGAGGAGGGGGAGGAGAAGCUGAGCUGAAUCCAGCGACCGGCAGCCUCCUAGACCUCGAGACCGAGCUGGAGACGAUGCAGCAGGGAAUCAAGGACAUGAACCUGUUCUCAGGCGCGGACGACCUCUUCGUCGUGCAGUCGACGCCGCCACUGCGACCCGUGACCUCUGACCCCUUCAUCACCUCCUUCACUUACUCUUCGUCUGCAUCCAUCGUCAAGCUGGGACAGGAGCAGGUCUCGCCCUCCUCCUCCCUGAAGAAGGAAUCCCAGCUCAGCAUAGGAACCUCCUCAUCCAGCAAGAAGCCUCUUCGCGACGACGACUUCACCACCCCCGCCCGCCGGCGACGCCGCCGCCCACCUUCAGCGUCGACCCGUUCGCGCUCGGCGCCGCGCUUGCAGCGCCCCCGUCGCAGACUGCCGUCCCCGCAGGCGGGCGCCACCCCGUCGUCGUCCGACGUCCGUUCAUCACGAGCCUGA
Priapulus caudatus is the source of this 1101-nucleotide messenger RNA. RefSeq names its product disabled homolog 2-like. Bases 1 to 1101 code for a protein of 366 amino acids. NCBI's taxonomy places the organism in Eukaryota, Metazoa, Priapulida, Priapulimorpha, Priapulimorphida, Priapulidae. The record is from RefSeq and is a predicted model, not a curated record. The transcript is spliced from 9 exons.